Molecule: messenger RNA, 207 nt
Organism: Clunio marinus
Lineage: Eukaryota; Metazoa; Arthropoda; Insecta; Diptera; Chironomidae
Source: the annotation of a GenBank genome assembly
AUGAACGCUGAUUCAGGCUACUUAACAAAAGUAGGUCUUUCCACAGUUACAAUUAACGGCAACAAAAUAUUGCAAACAAUGAAAAGAAGUUCUCAAAGAAAACAACUCAAUCAUGGUUUCAUGAGAAGAAGAAGAAAUAAAAUUAAUCAGGGUAAAGUUAAGAUUUCUGUAGUCAUGCUGAGAUUCAUCAAUCUAAGCAAAGGAUAA